UAGGGAAUAUCGCAGAUUUUGGUCAUAAAUAGGGUGAGGGUUUUGGGAAGCGGGCCGCACACCGCCACCCAAUUUUUCCGGGAGUACCUCCGGGCCUUUAAUCAUCACCUCACUUCAUAUUGGUUAUGUUGCUUACGCUAAUAAUAAUAAUAACAAUAAACGAACGAGAAUCCCGCUUAUAAAGCCAAUAAUCUAUUCUUUAUAUUUUAGAUUCACUAUAGAAACCGUCUUUUCCACGAAGAGUUAUGCAAUUUACUUUCCACGGACGACCCUCAAAAAUGUCCAUGUCAAUAAACCUAAUUGGCCAAUUACUUCAUCAACCUGCAACAACGAAACAACUAGGCGAUUUCAGUCUCCGUUUUUGAGCUAAUGGUUAACAACUCCAAAGCUCAAAUUUAAUUAUCUUUACACACGUCGACCAAUGCAAGGUUAUCUCCCGCUAAGGCAAUUAAACAUCUAAUAACACAAAAUUAGCGCUGUCUUACUAUUUGUAACAUCUUAGAAUUUGCUUGAAGUCACACCGUUUGGACCGGUAAAGAUGGAUGACUGCAGGCCCCUAAAUUCAUUUUUACUAAUGUUUCCGAUGUCCGAUGUCCGAUCUCCGAACAUUGUUGGUCUGUUGUCACGGGAACGUUGUGUUCUGAGGGAAAUAUGGCUCCUUAUAUGUGGUAUACCUCCCCUGAGAAGAAAAUUACAUAUUGCGCUGUGCAUCUGAGCUCACAGUUUCAUAGAACCGGGAGUUCUUAGCGUCAAGACCGUCAAACUCAGCCGCAGAGAAACACUGAAGAGAAAUGGCCACUCAGUGGAGGAUUGCUGUGGUGACCUUCCUGAUGUUUUUUAUUCUGUUUGAGGACGCAAGACCUGUCCAUGCCGGAAAACGAUGCAACGGUUGUGACUUCGACUUUGAAUGCGAACAUUCAAAAAAAGGAGAAGUGUGUGGUUGGAUACCAGAUGGUGAAGCUUUUAAGAAUCAGCCGACCUUUGGUGAUAACCCUAAAGCUCGUGCCAGAGAGCCCUCCAGACACCAGGGUGACCAUUUUAUUGGAGGUUACGAGAACAGGCAAACCCCAGAUGAUCCAGCCGGAGCAAUUCAAGGAGACGGGCCCCAAGGAAAUCUUACCUCCCCGACAUUUAGAAUAAUAGGCACGUACAUAUCCUUCCUGAUUGGAGGAGGUUGCGAUCAAAGGUUUGUUCGCGCAGAGUUGCUUGUUGAGGAAAAGAAGGACUAUUUCCGGGUGCGUGAGACAGCGACCGGUGAAUGCAGCGAGACUAUGAUCACUAAGACCUGGGAUGUCGCCGCUCACAAAGGCAAACGCGCUCAAGUCAGAUUGGUUGACCGCAGCUCUGCUGGGUGGGGUCAUAUCAACUUUGAUGAUCUGAGAGGCGAUAUUCGCUGUUAGUAAUUAAAAGGAAGGCAAAACUUCGUCCUAUUUGCGAGAGACACUCUCUCGAACAGUAUGAAGAAAUGGAAAUAAAGAUGUAGUCGUAGAACUGGUUAGACAUGAGGGAAAAAUUAUGUUGUAAGGUGCUAAAGAUGUGGGAAAUAAACUUUGACUUGAAAAUGUCA
Orbicella faveolata is the source of this 1567-nucleotide messenger RNA. RefSeq lists its product as uncharacterized. The record is from RefSeq and is a predicted model, not a curated record. NCBI's taxonomy places the organism in Eukaryota, Metazoa, Cnidaria, Anthozoa, Scleractinia, Merulinidae.